Messenger RNA from Aspergillus piperis CBS 112811, 1380 nucleotides. Its product is annotated as sodium:calcium antiporter. The record is from RefSeq and is a predicted model, not a curated record. Gene Ontology annotation, molecular function: calcium, potassium:sodium antiporter activity; calcium channel activity. NCBI's taxonomy places the organism in Eukaryota, Fungi, Ascomycota, Eurotiomycetes, Eurotiales, Aspergillaceae. The transcript has a single exon. Gene Ontology annotation, cellular component: membrane. Gene Ontology annotation, biological process: calcium ion transmembrane transport; intracellular calcium ion homeostasis. Bases 415 to 1263 code for a protein of 282 amino acids.
UAUGGAGGCGGUCGAGGAGGCGCCAAAGUUCGAUUUCCGGGACUUGAUUUUCAAGACGUAUUUAAUUUUUUCCUCUAGUACCCGCCAUUUCCAUUGCCCCGGACAUACGUGAAAUACACUCAAAGACAACAAUGGAUUGGGACGCUCUGUGUUUUAAUGUUGCCACUUUGAUUGCAGGUGUGUUUGUUCUUGACUAUGGCGCGGAUAAAUUCAUCGACCACACCGUCAUUGUCGGGCGACGCCUAGGCAUCUCGCAGACUGUUAUUGCUCUCUUGACUGCUGGUGCUGAAUGGGAAGAAGUCUGCAAUUCAAUGCAAUUCGAUCCAAUAUCUCUCCUGGCUAAUCCCUCAUUAGCUCGCCGUGGUGGUUGCCGCCAUUCUGCAGCGUCGCAGCCCCCUGGCCCUGGGGAACGUCAUGGGCUCGACUAUCUCCAACAUCCUCGGCGCCUUUUCUUUAGGGCUACUCUUUUACCCCCGGGGUCUGGAGUUUGACCGUAGCGCAAAGUUAUACUCGGCCCUGCUGUUCAUAGUUACGACGCUCUUCGUGAUGCUGGCAUUCUUCAACCAAUUAAACCAUAUCGUCGGUGGGGUCUUGAUUGCUAUUUUUGCCCUCUACAUCGUCUCUAUCAUCUACGCUAUAUAUAAGGGUGUAGCCUCACCCCCAGAACUAUCAGACAGUGAUAGCGACGGAGAAUCCAGUGAUAGCGAGGACGACGAAUUCGCCAACCACGCCCCUCUCUCCGAGACCUCUCCUCUCAUCGCGAAUGAUCAUGCGCCGUCAUCAACAGACAAAGGGAGCAGACGAUGCAGAAGCUUUCCUUACCACAUAUUCCAGCUCAUUCUCGGAUUCAUCUCGCUUUCACUGUCGGGAUAUAUCCUCUCCCACAGUGCCGUCACCAUCGCCGACUCCCUGCAUCUCUCGGGAACCGUCUUCGGUCUGACUGUUGUCUCCUUUGCUACUACUCUGCCAGAAAAACUGGUAGCAAUCCUUAGUGGUUCCCGCGGCCACGGUGGCAUUAUGGCCGCGACGACGGCAGGAAGCAACAUUUUCCUGCUGACGCUCUGUGUUGGUGUCGUUGCUGUGGCAGGGUACCCGGCACAAGAGGCAGAUAAUUUUGUGCUUUUUGAGCUGGUGGCAGUCUGGCUGUCCUCUCUGGUAUUCUGUGCUGUCAUCUUUUUAGGACUUGGGAGGAGUGCAGGUGUAGUGCUCCUGGUUACAUACCUCGUGUUCCUGUGCUUGGAGUUUACCGUUUACCGGCGUUGAUUAGGGCAAUCUGUCUUCGUAUUAUUCAGCGCCAUUUUGAAACAAUGUACGAACAUGAGACUUGUAUAGCUUCCUUUAGAUAUAGAUAUCAAUAUGAGAGCGGGAUAUUCUGUACUA